Cheilinus undulatus (humphead wrasse) is the source of this 1632-nucleotide messenger RNA. RefSeq names its product guanine nucleotide binding protein (G protein), alpha transducing activity polypeptide 1 (gene gnat1). Gene Ontology annotation, cellular component: heterotrimeric G-protein complex. Gene Ontology annotation, biological process: adenylate cyclase-modulating G protein-coupled receptor signaling pathway. The record is from RefSeq and is a predicted model, not a curated record. Bases 1 to 1053 code for a protein of 350 amino acids. The transcript has 9 exons. Gene Ontology annotation, molecular function: GTP binding; G-protein beta/gamma-subunit complex binding; GTPase activity. Lineage: Eukaryota; Metazoa; Chordata; Actinopteri; Labriformes; Labridae.
AUGGGGGCUGGAGCAAGCGCUGAGGAGAAACACUCCAGAGAGCUGGAGAAGAAGCUGAAGGAGGAUGCUGACAAGGAUGCAAGAACUGUCAAACUGCUGCUGCUAGGUGCUGGAGAAUCAGGCAAAAGCACAAUUGUCAAACAGAUGAAAAUUAUCCACAAAGAUGGUUACUCACUGGAGGAGUGUUUGGAGUUCAUUGUCAUCAUCUACAGCAACACACUGCAGUCCAUCAUGGCCAUCGUGAAGGCCAUGAACACACUCAACAUUAACUACGGACACCCUGAUCAGCAGGAUGAUGCCAGAAAACUGAUGCACCUUGCAGACACGAUUGAGGAGGGCACAAUGCCCAAAGAGCUGUCGGACAUCAUUCUGCGUCUGUGGAAGGACUCUGGCAUACAGGCGUGCUUCGACAGGGCCUCAGAGUACCAACUCAACGACUCUGCUGGAUAUUACCUGAAUGACCUGGAGAGACUGAUCCAGCCAGGCUACGUGCCAACUGAACAAGAUGUGCUGAGAUCGAGAGUUAAGACCACAGGUAUCAUCGAGACCCAGUUUUCCUUCAAAGAUUUACAUUUCAGAAUGUUUGAUGUGGGUGGUCAGAGAUCAGAGAGGAAGAAGUGGAUCCAUUGUUUCGAAGGCGUUACCUGUAUCAUCUUCAUCGCUGCGUUGAGCGCCUACGACAUGGUGCUGGUGGAGGAUGAUGAAGUGAACCGAAUGCAUGAAAGUCUGCACUUGUUCAACAGUAUCUGCAACCACCGCUACUUUGCCACCACCUCCAUUGUCCUCUUUCUGAACAAGAAAGAUGUGUUCAUCGAGAAGAUCAAGAAGGCUCAUCUCAGCAUGUGCUUCCCUGAGUAUGAUGGCCCCAAUACUUAUGAGGAUGCUGGUAACUACAUCAAACUGCAGUUCCUGGACCUGAACAUGCGCCGAGAUGUCAAAGAAGUUUAUUCUCACAUGACCUGUGCUACGGACACAGAGAACGUCAAGUUUGUGUUUGACGCUGUCACCGACAUCAUCAUCAAAGAAAACCUGAAGGAUUGUGGUCUUUUUUAAGAGCCAUGCUGAGAAGAGCAGUGGGGGAUCCUCAAGAAACCUUUUCUCAUUCAAACUGAGCUGAAAAGUUUUCCCUCAAACAAGUGAAAGCAAACAUUCUAACCAAUUUGUUGUCUUUAAAAGUAAGUCAAAGUUUUAAACCAGAGACUUUGUAUCAACUGAGACAAGAAGACAAGAAGACGACUGAAAAUCAGCUGCAAAAAAACGAUGAGUUGAAUUUUGGUUAAGCUUAUUUUUCUUAAAAGUCUCUUAAACUCAUUUUCAGAAGGCUAUGCAAUCCAUAGUUAAUUCAUCUAAGGCUGUAUUCAGUAUUUAUUCACUGUUGUGAGUAGAUGUAAAGCUAAUGCAUCCAUACUGGUCAGUAAACAGAGUAAACAGAGUAAACUAGGCCCUCCUGCAGAAGUACUCCAGAAGUAGGUUCCAGUUCACACUAUCAAGAAGUCUUAGAAAAUCUAAGUCCCCGCAUUAGUUUAGCAGAAUUAUUGUAUAUAAUAAAUGUUUUCUAAAUGACACAUUACAAAUGAGGUGGAUCUAAAGCCCUACAAGGUGGUAGAAGUAAAAAGCUGCAACUUCACUGUC